AUGCCACUCACUUCAACUAUAGCUCUUAUUCUACCGGUUGCACUCCUAGCCCUUGAAGGAAGUUGUGAAGUAGAACUCAAGAGAAAAGUAAAGCAAGGCAAUGUGUCACUUGUGAAAGUCCAAAAAUAUAGCAGCAAAACCUCACCACUGCUUCGUAAUAAUACAAAUUACUCGCUAGGUUUAGACAUCCUGAUGAUGGCGGACUACGCUACAUUUCAAGGUUUCGUGGAAAUAUCGAACGGUGAUGCACACAUGGGGCAAGCCUACACUCUGGAGUACUUGCGCGCUGUAUUUGAACAAGUCAAAACAAUCUACAAUGACAUCAAAAUAUCGAAGCAAGUUAUUCGUCUAAAAAUGGUUGGCAGCUUUAUUGCGCUUAGAGAAGACGAUUGCCCCAUGUUCACAACAUUCAAACGAAAUGAAUUUGUAAAUGAGGACAAUGCGACUUCUCCUAACAAUUCGACCUAUGACAGUGGCUUUGAGGAGACGAAUAGCACAGAGAUGACUCUAACUGUAUCUGCAAUCGCUGCAUUAGACAAGUUUACUUACUGGCUAAAGGUUCACAGACUCUUCCUCCCAAAGCAUGAUCAUGCAAUCCUAAUCACAAAAUUUGACCUAAUCUCCCCCCGGGGUGACUCUGGUACGCAAGGAAUGGCUUAUGUUGGCAGUAUUUGUCAGCCGGGUGAUUCCGCCAGCAUUGUGGAAGACGUUGGAGCGGCUGCUACCGCGUUAAUAGCAGCCCAUGAGCUCGGUCACAGCCUCGGAGCAUUCCAUGACGGCAAUCCACAAUCACAGGACUGCCCUUCCUUUGCGAACUUUCUUAUGGCCGUUACAGUUUCUGGUACCGAAGACUUCGAACGCUUUGCUCAUAGUCGAGUGAUGAGUCCUUGUAGCAUCGAAAGUAUCGAAAAGAAACUGAAAUCACCGUUGGCGAGCUGCGUUCGGAAGUCAAUGCCGAAAGAACACAAACUUAUGGGGAUGUCCUCUCUGUCUCAAGAAACGACUCCUACUCCUGGGGAAUUAAUCAGUCUGCAACAACAAUGCCAAAUCACCUUUGGUCCACAUUAUGGAGUUUGUCCUAGCAAAGAUUAUUUCCGAGGCCUUGACGUGUGCCGACGCAUCUGGUGCAAGGAUCGCACCAAAAGACGAAGCGGCCCUUGCGAAACGAGAACGUAUCUUCCAGCACUGGAUGGGACAGAAUGCGGAAAAAUGAAGUGGUGUAUCGCCGGACGCUGCGUUGACAACCCGAAAAAGUUGCAAGAGUGCAUCGAUCUCAAUCCGAAGACAUGUGGAAAAUAUUCAAAAAUAAAACUACGCCACUACUGCAAAUCUAAGGACUUCGCGGAAAUUUUCGCGCACGGCUCUAAUCCGACAAUUGUUGUUGAAACGCAUCACAUGCCCGGUCCCACUAAUUUUAAUUUCCUUGGUACACAGCGUCUCCUAUUCUGGACUAUUGCAAAGUUGCGCGUUCUAUGA
Molecule: messenger RNA, 1476 nt
Organism: Necator americanus (New World hookworm)
Lineage: Eukaryota; Metazoa; Nematoda; Chromadorea; Rhabditida; Ancylostomatidae
Exons: 15
Coding region: 1-1476 (491 amino acids)
Biological process (GO): proteolysis
Molecular function (GO): metalloendopeptidase activity
Source: RefSeq, a predicted model, not a curated record